CGCUCUGGAGGGGGCAGGGCGGGGCUCCGGCUCGUGCGGUACGUAGUACGUGUGCUUUACAGUCUUCACGGCAGCUAGCUUGCGACCAGUAAACCAACGCAAAAGCUGGAGUUAGAAUCAUGGUGCUGCUCGAAAAUGACUCGUUUCUCACAGAACUCACACGGCUGUUCCAGAAGUGCAGAACAUCUGGCAGUGUUGUCAUCACGUUAAAGAAGUACGACGGGAGGACGAAGCCAACGCCCCGAAAGGGCCACGCCGAGUCGUUUGAACCAGUAGACAACAAAUGCCUCGUCAGGGCAUCGGAUGGAAAGAAGAAAAUUAGCACAGUGGUUACCACCAAAGAAGUGAUCAAGUUUCAAAUGGCAUACUCCAAUCUCCUCAGAGCUCACAUGGAUGGACUUAAGAAGAAAGAUAAGAAAAGCAAAAGCCAGAAAACCAAAGCAGCAUCAGCAGCAGCAGCAGCAGCAGCAUCUUCAGUAGUGACCUCGCCAAACUCCGCUUUGGCUGCCAGACCUGAUAUUGCGCAACCCAUUCUUAAUAAAUAAAAAAAUAUCAAUAAA
Pungitius pungitius (ninespine stickleback) is the source of this 560-nucleotide messenger RNA. RefSeq names its product signal recognition particle 14 (gene srp14). Gene Ontology annotation, biological process: SRP-dependent cotranslational protein targeting to membrane. The coding region runs from base 120 to 545 and encodes 141 amino acids. Gene Ontology annotation, cellular component: signal recognition particle, endoplasmic reticulum targeting. Gene Ontology annotation, molecular function: endoplasmic reticulum signal sequence receptor activity; 7S RNA binding. The record is from RefSeq and is a predicted model, not a curated record. The transcript has 6 exons. Lineage: Eukaryota; Metazoa; Chordata; Actinopteri; Perciformes; Gasterosteidae.